AUGGAAGAAGUGGAACCACUUCACCCUGCAGCGGGACCGCAUCAGGAGGAUGUCAACCUGCAUCAGGCGGAGUCAAGGGGCUCUCAGCAUGGUGGUUCUCGAAGGAGUCCUGAGCGGAGAGAAGGCCGGGAGGGGAGUGUACGUACAACUCCUACUACCAGGAGCCACUCUCGGGGGAAGAAUCACGUCUCCCACGCGAAGUAUGAUGGGAAUCUGCAACGUGAGAUUGCAGAUUUGAAGAGGGAGUUGCGCCAUGCACGGCGGGAACGUUCCCCACCUUGCUCCGGACCAUCAUCUGAGGAGUCAGAUGGAACUAGUUACAGGCGGAGAUCGAGAACUCCGCAAAGCGAGACCUUCUCAUUUGAAGAGGAGCGUCGCCAUCGACGUAGGCGUAGAAGUCCAACUAGCAGGGGCUUAGGAAACGAAGCCAUGAACAAAGCCCUGAGUCAAAUUUCCAAGUCACCCUUUACGAGGAACAUAGACGAUGUUACCCAUCUUCGGUGGUUCCAUUAG
Quercus lobata is the source of this 513-nucleotide messenger RNA. RefSeq lists its product as uncharacterized. Bases 1 to 513 code for a protein of 170 amino acids. Lineage: Eukaryota; Viridiplantae; Streptophyta; Magnoliopsida; Fagales; Fagaceae. The transcript has a single exon. The record is from RefSeq and is a predicted model, not a curated record.